Molecule: messenger RNA, 392 nt
Organism: Acaulospora colombiana
Lineage: Eukaryota; Fungi; Glomeromycota; Glomeromycetes; Diversisporales; Acaulosporaceae
Source: the annotation of a GenBank genome assembly
AGGGUGAGAUUAUUGGCUCGCCACCUGCCGCCCUCUCCAAAGUUUCUACCUAUUUCCUCCAGUAUUCAUCCAGCACUGGGCCGUGUGAACAAAGGCUCGUGCGUUAUAUUGGGUCUAAUCUCUCCGCAUGCUCCUCAAACAUAAACCAACGCGCUGGCGGCCAUGUUCGUCACUUGCCCGUGCUCUACAUCGAACUGCGCCAGUCGGAUCAUCUCCCUCCAGACCAAAUGCAUCGCAAGACAGAGAAAGGUUCAAUCCCAGCGAGAUUGAGCGCGCUGAAGAUGACGUCGACGUGUGUAUUGUUGGCGGUGGGCCCGCUGGGCUCAGCGCUGCUAUCCGGUUCAAGCAGUUGGAAAAAGAGAGGGGAGACGGUCGAGAGAUCCGUGUCGUGA